Molecule: messenger RNA, 813 nt
Organism: Coffea eugenioides
Lineage: Eukaryota; Viridiplantae; Streptophyta; Magnoliopsida; Gentianales; Rubiaceae
Exons: 1
Coding region: 1-813 (270 amino acids)
Molecular function (GO): zinc ion binding; nucleic acid binding
Source: RefSeq, a predicted model, not a curated record
AUGUACUAUCUCAACACUCAAGUCCAGUUGCAUGUUGCCAAAAAAUUUAUACAUGCAAAGUCGGUAAAAGAGGCUUGGACAAUUUUUGUGAACUCAAAUCGAGGUGCUGCUAACGUGAGAAAAAUCAGAUUGCAGGAACUUAGGAGACAAUUUGAGUUGGCCCAGAUGAAAUCCACGGAGUCAGUUAAAGAUUUUAUUGGCACAAUUAAAGAAAUUGUCAAUGAUAUGGAGUCCAAUGGUGAGAAUUUGGAAGAGGUUAGAGUUGUUGAAAAAGUUCUAAGAUCUCUAACUACCAAAUUUCACACCAAGAAGACGGUCCUUGAAGCCACAAAGGACCUUGACAAUUUGUCACUUGCUGAAUUGGAAGGUGAAUUGCUGACGUAUGAGAUGUCCCUGAAUCAGCAGCCAUCGGAUACAGUAGAGGAGGUGUUACAAGCCAAGGUAGAUCACCCAAAAGGAAAAGAGGGGGUGAAUCGUAUGGACACAAAUCAAAGGGGCCAGAACUUCAGAGGUAGAGAACGUGGAGGCAGAGGUAACUUUCGUGGUCGUGGAAGAGGUAAUUAUUCUUACCAACCCAGAAAUAAUUUUAAUGGGGAUCAGGAAAAUAGUCAACAACAAAGUCAAAGAAAUAAUUUUCAAAGGCGUGAUAGAUCUAAUGUCCAAUGUUAUAAUUGUGGUAAAAUUGGUCAUUAUCAGAAUGAAUGUUGGUCCAAUGAAGAGGUGUAUGCUAAAGUGGCUGAAAAUAGUAGUGAUAGAGAGGAGAUCUUGUUGUUUUCUAGUUCUACAUCUGAAGAGUCUAUGAAAAAUGAUUAG